Molecule: messenger RNA, 1290 nt
Organism: Vavraia culicis subsp. floridensis
Lineage: Eukaryota; Fungi; Microsporidia; Pleistophoridae
Product: ribonuclease HII
Exons: 1
Coding region: 5-1036 (343 amino acids)
Biological process (GO): mismatch repair; DNA replication, removal of RNA primer
Cellular component (GO): ribonuclease H2 complex
Molecular function (GO): RNA-DNA hybrid ribonuclease activity; RNA binding
Source: RefSeq, a predicted model, not a curated record
CUGCAUGAGAAAAUUGCAAGGCUUGAACAAUGGCGUAGCAAACAGAAAAAAAGACACUGCGGCAAAACCUAACACUGCACUUAAAAGAAAUGACGGGUUAUCUGCCAUUAAAAGCAAAAAAAGGCAAAUGGUCCCGAAUGUACACAUUUUGGAAAAUAAAAUUUUUACUCCCCACUCCGAGGACAAUCUAGCAGUAAAUAAAAACAUAAUCCAUUCUAGCAUCAGAUCUACCGGUAAAAGACUCACGAUAGGAAUAGAUGAGGCGGGGCGCGGACCUGUUUUGGGUUACUUGGUGUAUGCAGCUUUGAUAAUAGAAGAGGAGAACGAUAUUACAAACCCAACAGUCAGUUCGGCACUGAAAGACGUGCACAGUGAUAUAAAAAUGUGUGAUAGCAAGCUUCUUUUACCGAAACAAAGAGAAACAAUUUACGAUCAGAUAAGAAAUACGCAUUCAUACGUAUGGUAUGCGCUGCAUCCAGAGUAUAUUAGCACGGAGAUGGACAGAAGAAAUCUAAAUGACAUAAGUAUCAGCGCAGUUGUUUAUAUAUUACGUAUCAUUUUUGAGGCUCUGUCGACAGAGAAUGGAAACAAACGCCGUUUUUGGGAUUGCCAAGAAAGAACCAAUACUGGAAUUGGUAGAAGCGAUGAAAUUGGAAAAAAUGUCAGCUUGCGUAGAGAUGGAGUAGAAAACGUUUUUAUUGAUGCGCUCGGGAACACGGACAAGUAUCUGCAAAUUUUGCAGCGGCAUUUCCCGUCAGUUCCGUUCACGAUAAAGCCAAAGGCGGAUAGCAUUUACAGAUGCGUGGGUGGUGCGAGCAUAAUUGCGAAAGUGGUACGUGAUGACCUGCUAAAACAGUUUAGCGCGGAAUGCGGAUCGGGCUACCCCUCGGAUUGGCGCACUGUCAAGUGGCUGGACACGAACCGUGAGUGUGAGAUGGUGCGCUUCAAAUGGGCGUGCGUGAAGAGGAACGAUGAAAAGAGAAGGAGCGCCAAAGUGUACGGAAAGUACGAUAGCCUGCAUUUCUGUGAUUAUUAAACGCACAUUGGUCAACGGUUGCUUUCCGGGAGUGUGAAUGUGCACAGCUUUCCCAUCAAUUCAAGAGACCCGGUUAGAUUAUAAUAUAAUUUUAUUUGAUUCUAUUUGUGUGCAUGUCCGUGACUGCUUCUCAAUUUUACAGAUUUAUUGGUCAGUACGGAGAAAUGGUGUCUGUUGGGAAUACCGGAGAGCGUAGUUCCACGUGAUUUAUGUAUCCUAAAAAGUAUCUCCUACCAUAUGCAAUAAAUCACCGU